Molecule: messenger RNA, 3586 nt
Organism: Salpingoeca rosetta
Lineage: Eukaryota; Choanoflagellata; Craspedida; Salpingoecidae
Exons: 25
Coding region: 96-3362 (1088 amino acids)
Biological process (GO): positive regulation of DNA-templated transcription
Cellular component (GO): SWI/SNF complex
Molecular function (GO): DNA binding; histone binding
Source: RefSeq, a predicted model, not a curated record
GGGUGUGUAGCUACUGUUUGUGCUGUCGUACAAUUUUGGCGGGCGAGCUGCUGUCUGCUGCUGUUGUGAACGAGAGCAGCUGCGAAUCACCGACGAUGACAUCGAGAAAGCAGCAUGGUGGGCCAGACGCCGCCAUGUACGAGUCCAAGGAAAACCUCAAGGCCCUCUCCAACAUCCUCCCCGCCAUCAACGACAAGUACAAGGAUUACGUGCAGCAGGAGAACAUCACCGCAGCUGGCGUGGCGUCCCUGCUUGUGCACAUGUGGUCUUUCAUGGAGAAACACUUGGGCAAGCAGUCUGACAACCAAGCCAUGACCCGGUUUCCCGCGCGCUUCUUCUUCGACUACUCAAAGAAAGGGCCGCUCGUGGAUAUUGUGGGCACGGCAUACAAAGUCAAGGCAGACACGCAGAUGCGGCGGUUUGACUUUGCGACGCCGUCCAAGCUGAACCGCAACAUGAACAUUCUGCUUGAAGUGCAGCGCGUGCUCAAGGAAAAGCACCACUUGCGGCCCAUGCGCGUGUAUUUCGCGCCAAAGGUCUCCGCCAAGGACAAAGAGAGGCUGAGCACCGUGGCCAAGGAGCACGACAUGGAGACGGUUGGUUCAGAGGACGAGGCAACACACGUCAUCACCUCCCUCCCAAAGCGCGAUCCUGCCGACGAUGGUGAGGAGUGGCUGCGGCCUGUGCUGAAGCGCAAGGACCGCGUGCUGGCGCACUACUGGUACUUCCCGGACAGCUACGACACGUGGCUUCCCGCUCGCGACGUCGCUGCUGAGAUUGAGCGAUACCAGCGCAGAGACCGGUUCUACGUGAACGGGUACUGGUUGCUGCACACCGCCAAGUACAACGAGUUCAUGAACGAGGAAGACUACGAGGACACGGACCCAGAGGAGGAGGAAGCGCGCUCGUCACCGACGCGCAACAGACGAACGACUCCGCCGUCGCGGCCAACACCAACCGUAUCGGAAGCUGCGGCAGUCAAGACCGCGAGCACGCCAUCAGCCGCGUCAAAGGCAAAGGCAAAGGCGAAGGCAAAGGCAUCCUCAUCGUCGCCAGCGUCAUCCUCAGCAGCAACAGCGGCAGCAGCAAGCAGCAGCGUGAGGGGCCGUGGCAGCCGCAGCAGCAAAGGCAGCAAAGCUGGCACUGGCAACAACAUCAGCAGCAACAGCAACAGCAGCAGCAACAACAGUGGUGGUGGCAGCAGCAAGGGGCGGCGAUCAUCAGCCAAGGCAGCAAACAACGGGAAGCGAAAGCAUGAGGAAACACCUGCGAGCAAGAGCAAGCGCAGCAAGAAGGCCGCGGCGUCCAGCAAGCGAGCGAAGACCACCGACGAUGAUGACGAUGAUGGCGAGGAGGAGGAGGAGGACGUCGAUCCCCGCAUCGGCCUCCCGCCAGACACAAACUUGCAAGCUGUGCGUGUGGACGUUGAGAAAGCGCUGUUGGAGGCCGACACAAAUGCAAAGAAGAACGAGCUUCAGCCGAUUCGAAGCGGUCAUGUGCUCGACAUUUCGCAUUCAAAGGGAAUUCCAAUCCAAGCCGUUGAGGGCGAGGCACCUGUUCCCAAGCCAGAGCAGCCAGCCAAGAAGGCGAAGACGACGGAGGCGCAGCAGCAGCACAUCAUCAUCCCGGCCGCCGCCGCCUGGUUCGACUACGAGAACAUCCACGAAAUUGAGAUCCGCGCCCUGCCCGAGUUCUUCAACGGGAAGAGCAAGGGCAAGGCCCCGCAAGUCUAUAUGGCGUACCGCAACUUCAUGAUUGACACGUAUCGCCUCAACCCGUCCCAGUACCUCACAGCCACCGCCUGCCGCCGCAACCUCGUUGGCGACGUGUGCGCGAUUGUGCGCGUGCACGCGUUCCUGGAGCAGUGGGGCCUUAUCAACUUCCAGGUUGACAAGGAGACGCGACCGACAGCUGUUGGGCCGCCGCCAACAUCCCACUUCCACAUUCUCGGGGACACCCCGCAGGGCUUGCAGCCGCUGCACAUGAAGAAGCUCGCUGACGAGCAAGCGAGGGGUGAUGCAAAGGCGCGUGUUGUUGAUCUGCCAACGCCACAGCUGGGCAUCCGCAGCACGUCCACAGCGACUGCACAGAACUUUGGACUGCGCCGGGAUUUGUACAGCCGGCCAGCAAGCGAGGAGGGCGCGCCGUGGAGCGACCAUGAGGUGCUUGCGCUGCUUGAGGCCGUGGAUCUUCACCGCGACGAUUGGAUGCGCGUGCGCGAUCACGUCAACCGCGUCUGCUACGCCGGCGAGGCCGUCCGCAGCCACGACGACUGCGUCCUCGCAUUCAUCAGGCUGCCGAUUGAGGACACGUUCCUGCAUGAGGAGACGAAGGUUGAUGCUGAUCCAAUCCCUUUUGUCACCGCACAGAAUCCACUCAUGAAGACGCUUGCUUUUCUCGCCUCUGUGGUCGAGCCGAGUGUUGCUGCUGACGCGGCGCGGGCAGCCAUGCUCAAGAUUGGCGAGCGACACACAGCGGCAGCAGCGGCAGCAGCAGCAGCAGGGGGAAGAGAUGGAGCGAAGGAGGGCGAGGAGGAGGAGAAGAAGGAAGGUAAAGCAAAGAUGGAUAAGGGCAGUGAUGGGGCGAAGGAAACAGAGACAGCAGUAGCGGCAAAGCAACAAGGGGGAUCGAAGGAAGAAGAACGCAAGGCAACAAAGACGCCGGUAACGCAAUUGGUGCAACUGCUUCGGUCGCGUAUGACCCUGGGCACGGGCGAUAAGCAAGCACCAGCACCAGCAGCACCAGCAGCAGCAGAAGAGCAGCGCAGAUCCAAGGCAGUUACGGCAGAGGAGGGAGAGGGCACUGGUGCUGGUGGUGCGAUGGACACGAGCGAGGACGCAAGCGCGCCGGCACAGUCGUCCCAGCAACAGGCAGUGAAGAAGGAAGGCGACAAGGCCCAGCCAGCACAAGCAGAAGCAGCACAGCAGGGCACGACAGCCACUGCAUCAGCAACAGCAGCACCGCCGUCAUCAUCAUCAUCAUCCUCGUCGUCGUCGUCACAGGCAAAGCCGCCCGGGUGGGCGUGGACGGCGGAAGAGUCGAAGGAGCUGCAGGCGCUGGUGACGAGCGAAGACGUGCAGGAGGCGUCACGCGCAGCGCUCAAGGCAGCGUCCAACAAGGCCAUGGCGUUGGCGCGGGCGGCUGAGCGGCACAUCCGGGCGCUGACGGCGGGCCUGAUUGACGUGCAGCUGCAGAAGAUGGAGAUGAAGUUGCGCCACCUGCAGGACAUUGAGGCAUGGAUGACCUCUCUCCAGGCAGACACGGUGCGCAAGCGCCAGGAGGCCAUGGCCGAGCGGGCGCGCGUGUUUGCAGAGCGCCUUCGCAUUCAAGAGGCCGCCCGUCGUGGGCAGGAUAUCGCAUAGCGCCGCAGCGGACACAUCCAUCAUGAGCCAGCGACAAGGGUUGAAUGAAGGAUGAAGGGAGGAGUGGCGUGCAUGUUGUUGGUGUUGGUGUUUGUGUGGAAGCAACAGUGCCUCUCUGUCUGUAUGUUUGUUUGGACGUUUGUGUGUCCGUUAAGAUGUUUGGUUGAUGAGUUUCUGUUUGGUGUCUGUUUCAUGUCAUCCAUCAUACACAAGCCGAGACAAGC